Lactuca saligna is the source of this 636-nucleotide messenger RNA. NCBI's taxonomy places the organism in Eukaryota, Viridiplantae, Streptophyta, Magnoliopsida, Asterales, Asteraceae. The record is from the annotation of a GenBank genome assembly.
AUGGGGAAAGCAACUUUGAACAAUGCUUCGGUGGAUUUUCUACCUGAACCACAGACAUGGGAGGGUUCUGUUGCAUGCAUUAGCGAAACCACUGCUUCAGCUGCUAGACAACUAGGCUUAACAAGUGUAUAUCGCCCAUCUACCCCUGGUCUUCACGGGCCACUAACAGGAGCAUCAAUGAACUCAGCAAGAACCUUGGGACCAGCAAUAGCUGCAAAUAACUACAAAGGCAUAUGGAUCUACCUUACAGCUCCCAUCCUUGGCGCACUAGCUGGUGCAUGUAUAUACACAGCAGUGAAACUGCCUGAGGAAGAUGAUAGAAGUGGGGAAAUAGAUGAUUCUUUCAUUGCUGACCUGGUGGUUGGUCUUGCCUCUUGUCAAAUCAAAGCAGGCUCUCCUUCUCGUGGAGAGCGCUUAGCCAAGUACAAUCAGGUGUUCCAAACCAAGUUUGCUAAGAUAAGCAUGGGUACGAAUUUCUCAAUCCUUUUACCUAAUUGCUCUCCUCCCAACACUUUUGCGAGAACAUAUGUAUUUAGCUUUCAAGGAGAUGACUGCCUCAUCUGUCGUGGGUCACGCUCCAUAUUACUGCUUGCAGCAGAAGCAGAAAACGGUGCUGAUUUGUUUCUUUCUACUUAG